This is a messenger RNA of Motacilla alba alba, 1384 nucleotides long. RefSeq lists its product as uncharacterized. The coding region runs from base 1 to 654 and encodes 217 amino acids. The record is from RefSeq and is a predicted model, not a curated record. Lineage: Eukaryota; Metazoa; Chordata; Aves; Passeriformes; Motacillidae. The transcript has 5 exons.
AUGGAAGGCGGCCUCUGCCACUGGUAUGGACUUGCAGAGCCUGUCAGGAUAACCAGAACAGCAACAGGAAAUCAGAAUGGCAAAUUCCCCUUCUCCCUUGACCUGCUGUGCUUGUUUGAGGGAGAAAGGAGAAAUCAAGGCCAUACAAAGCCAGACCCAGGAGCACACACCAUCAGGUUUUGUAGCCUUUUCCAGGCUUCAUCAGAAUACAAAGGGAGCGAAAUUACUCAAGGCUGUGCUGAGAGAGCUGCAGAAGUUUGGGAAAUUGUCAUUAUCAAAACUCAGGCAGGAAAGCCACCUCAUCUUCACACGACCUGCCAGGAAAUACAGCUGACCAGAGAAUUAACCCUGCCCAGGACCGGUGCAGCAGAGCUACAGGCUGCAAGGGGAACAAGGCACCAGGGUCACAAAAACAACACAGUGAAGCCAUCAGCACCCAACAUCUCCCCUCAUCCCCAGGUAAAGAUAUUUUCUGCUUUCUUCUGUGUGAACACACCAUUCCUUGGGUACAAAAUGCCCCCACCACAGCAGCUCCAGCUUUUUUUCCUCUCCUUUGUUCAUUAUUUUUUACAACAGUUGAAAAGAGUGAACAAAAUCAAUACAAAAAUAUAUUACACUGGCACUAAACACUGGCCAGCCACUUGCACUGAUUAGACAAAACGUGAUACAGUGAAUUUGAGUUUCACUGGGAAUCUAAAACUUAAAUGGAUGGAAAAUUGUGGUGAUGCAUUCUUUAUUUUCACUUGUUUGCAAAAAAAAAAAAAAAGCCAUAACUUUAUCAAACAUUAUGAACACUUUCACUGCUGACAACCCUCUUCAAACAGCAACUACUGUAAUUUCCCCCACAUUUACAUAAUACUGGCUGAUUAAGCUGACAGAAUUUUCUUUGCUGCUUGCUGCAGAAAUCAAAAAUAAAAACACAGUGUUAGCAAUGGUUUGCCCUCCUAAGAUUUUCACGUUGGAGUGUAAGGAAGAGUGAAAUGGCUAACCUGAAGCAGAUUAGAGCCUUAGAAUAGUCUCCUCAAUUACUAAUCCCCUCAUCCUAGCAGAUUUAGGGGCUGCAGCCCUGCCUGAAGAGAACCACUGGAUUCCCUCUUCCUUCACAACCCUCACGAAAUUACAGCCUCUUACCCUGAUCAUUUAUUUCUCAGAGGAGCUACAAAGCCUCAAGGCCUGAAUUGUCUGGCUGUUACAUGAACACAGCUCUCCCCUGGGUUAUUGCAAUGUAUUCCCCUGUGUUAUUUCAUUUAUUAUUUUCAAUAUAUUCCCAUGUUAUUUCAAUGUAUCCCCAUGUAUGUCAUUUAAUGUGUUAUUUUCAAUAUAUUCCCAUGUAUUUAUUUCAAUGUAGUCCCACGUAUAUUAUUUCAUGUAUUGUUUUCAGUGU